Nyctereutes procyonoides (raccoon dog) is the source of this 2621-nucleotide messenger RNA. RefSeq names its product septin 10 (gene SEPTIN10). NCBI's taxonomy places the organism in Eukaryota, Metazoa, Chordata, Mammalia, Carnivora, Canidae. The record is from RefSeq and is a predicted model, not a curated record. The transcript is spliced from 11 exons. Gene Ontology annotation, molecular function: GTPase activity; molecular adaptor activity; GTP binding. Gene Ontology annotation, cellular component: microtubule cytoskeleton; septin ring; cell division site. Gene Ontology annotation, biological process: cytoskeleton-dependent cytokinesis. Bases 217 to 1581 code for a protein of 454 amino acids.
GCGCCCCCGCGUCUCCGCGUCUCGGAGGCCGCGGGGCUUGGCUCCUCCCCUUUCCCCGGACAUUCCGCGCCGCCUCUCCCCGCGGCGGAGGCCCGCCCCGCCCGUCCCACCGGCCUCCGCCCCGCGGGUCCCAGCCUCCUCGGCCCCCCCCCUGCUCCCUCCGUGGUCGGGACGCUCGGCGCGCGGGCCCGGGGCUGAGCCCUCCCGCUCGGGACCAUGGCCUCUGAGGUGGCGCGGCACCCGCUCUUUCAGUCUCACAUGCCAACAAAAACAACUUGUCUGUCCUCACAAGUAUCUGAUGAUGAACAGAAACAAAAAAAGGGAAAUAUUCGUUCUUUAACUAUGUCUGGCCAUGUUGGCUUUGAGAGUUUGCCUGAUCAGCUGGUCAACAGAUCCAUUCAGCAAGGCUUCUGUUUUAAUAUUCUCUGUGUGGGAGAGACUGGAAUUGGAAAAUCAACUCUGAUUGACACAUUGUUUAAUACUAAUUUUGAAGACCAGGAGUCCUCACAUUUUUGCCCACAUGUUAGACUUAAAGCCCAGACAUAUGAACUCCAUGAAAGUAAUGUUCGAUUGAAAUUGACCAUCGUGAAUACAGUAGGAUUUGGUGACCAAAUAAACAAAGAAGAGAGCUACCAACCGAUAGUUGACUACAUAGAUGCUCAGUUUGAGGCCUAUCUCCAAGAGGAGCUGAAGAUCAAGCGCUCUCUCUUUAACUACCAUGAUUCUCGAAUCCACGUGUGCCUCUAUUUCAUCUCACCUACAGGUCACUCUCUGAAGACACUGGAUCUCUUAACAAUGAAGAGCCUUGACAGCAAGGUAAACAUUAUACCAGUGAUUGCCAAAGCAGAUGCAAUUUCUAAAGCUGAAUUACAGAAGUUUAAGAUUAAGCUCAUGAGUGAAUUGGUUAGCAACGGUGUCCAGAUAUAUCAGUUCCCAACAGAUGAUGAAACUAUUGCUAAAAUCAAUGCUUCAAUGAAUGGACAUUUGCCAUUUGCUGUUGUAGGAAGUAUGGAUGAGGUAAAAGUUGGAAAUAAGAUGGUCAAAGCUCGCCAGUACCCUUGGGGUGUGGUACAAGUGGAAAAUGAAAACCACUGUGACUUUGUAAAGCUCCGGGAAAUGCUCAUUUGUACCAACAUGGAAGAUCUGCGUGAACAGACCCACAUGAGGCAUUAUGAACUUUAUAGGCGUUGUAAACUAGAGGAAAUGGGCUUUACAGACCUGGGCCCAGAGAACCAGCCACUCAGUCUUCAAGAGACCUAUGAAGCCAAAAGACAUGAAUUUUAUGGUGAACGUCAGAGGAAGGAAGAAGAAAUGAAGCAGAUGUUUGUGCAGCGAGUAAAGGAAAAAGAAGCCAUACUGAAAGAAGCUGAGAGAGAGCUGCAGGCCAAGUUUGAGCACCUCAAAAGAGUUCACCAGGAAGAGAGAAUGAAGCUUGAAGAGAAGAGAAGACUCUUGGAAGAAGAAAUAAUUGCUUUCUCAAAGAAGAAAGCUACUUCAGAGAUAUACCAAAGCCAGUCCUACAUGGCAUCAGGCAGCAACCUGAGGAAAGACAAGGACCGUAAAAACUCCAAUUUUAUGUAAAACAAAGGUUCCAGAUCACAGAAGGUCAUCACAAGCAAAAGUUAUUAAAAUGUUAGAAGUAUGCUUUGAUUUUCUUGCUGUUUUUAUUUGCUGUAUCACUUAUUCUAUAUCUGGCAAAUGGCUGUAGUUACUGCCAUUUAUGGAAAAAUAUUUUUAAGUAUAAGGUUAAUACAUAAGCCACAGUGGAUGAUACCACUUUUAUAUUCACUGUUGUUAGAAGUUUCCAAGUUGCUGGUUUAUGAUGAAUCUAGAUUGUUUUCCUGCUGCCCAGUUAUUAUUACUUAUAUGCAUUGUACCACAGAACAAAGUGUCAGUGCCAUUGAAAAUACAGAAGUCAUUCAUUUUAUGGCUAUCUGAUUGCAUUUAUAUUCCAAGAUGAACUCCUUUUUUGUACAUACUAAAGUAAAAUUUGGGGAAUAUGUUUUAAAAUGUACUGUGUAUCUGAAGCUCUAACCUCUUAAUAGUUUCAUGAAACUUUUUACAUUUUUGAUAUCAUUAUCCAGUUGGUAACACAAUCGUAAACUUUUUUUUAUCAAAUUGUGUAAAAUUGGCACAAUAAGGCACUUCAUUGAGGCAUUCAAUAAGGCAUUCAAUAAGGCACAAUGAAGUGCCUUAUUGUGGUAGAUGUAUUGUGAUGAAAAGAUGUGUUUAAAAGUAAAAGCUUCUGGAUAAUAAAUCCCUUUUUUAGUGAUGAGUACCUUUGAGCCUGGGAUAUUCCCACUCUAUUUCAUUAGGAUGUUUUACACACUUGUUGUUUAAAACUCUGUCUUCCAGGGGAAAAAUCAUAAGGUUGAAUCAUCUUAUUAAAAAUAUUUCUUAAGAAAAUAACUGUGAGCAACUGAACAUUAAAGAUAUUAAAACUUAGAUAAUUCAUAUAUUAGGUUAUAGUUGAAUUCAGUGCCUUUGUAGUAUUCUUAUAACAAUUUAAUGCCUUCUAACUUUUUCUUAACAGUCAUAGGUAUAUAAUUUUUCAUUUUUUGUACUUGAAUAUCCUAAAUAAACUUGGCAUUUACUUUUGACAAAUAAAAUAUAUUUACUAA